Messenger RNA from Botrytis sinoallii, 1219 nucleotides. RefSeq lists its product as uncharacterized. The transcript has 2 exons. Gene Ontology annotation, molecular function: carbon-sulfur lyase activity. NCBI's taxonomy places the organism in Eukaryota, Fungi, Ascomycota, Leotiomycetes, Helotiales, Sclerotiniaceae. Bases 185 to 886 code for a protein of 233 amino acids. The record is from RefSeq and is a predicted model, not a curated record.
AUUUCACAAUUUUAAUACAACUCUAAAAUUCACGGGACAACAGAUUAAACUUUCUUCCUCUUGAUACAAUAAAAAGCAACGUCUUCAUCAAUGUACAAUUUUUAAAUAACUGGUCAAGACUCGCCGACGUCUGAUCUGAAUUUCUAAUUUGAGUCCUUACCUGGGUAGCUUCAGAUUCGGCAGCAUGAGUGAGCUUAACGGUGGCUGUUCUUGUGGUCGCAACAAAUACACAAUCCAAAUCCCACAAAACUCAGCAAAUGGCGCACAAGUCUUUUUUGAUAGCAGUAGUGUUCAUCGACGAUCACAAGCUGCUCCCCUCUCAGCAUGGCUUCGUGUGCCAUUAGCUUGGUAUCACUCAACGACGUACGCCUUUUUCGAUGAUGAAUCGCACAACAAAAUUCGACGAUCUUACACUCCUCCAUCCGAACAACAUGCAAAACGACAUUUCUGUGGCUUUUGUGGAACACCCCUCUCCUUUUGGACGGAAGAACCGGCAGACCAUGCAGAUUAUAUUUCGUUAACUUUGGGAUCAUUGGCCUCUUCGGAUCUGCGAGAUCUCGAAGAAUUAGGCCUACUUCCUAAAGAAGCACUCGAGGAUGCACAGAAUGAUAAACAAACUAUCGAGACUGUCAUACCACACUCUGAGAACGACGGCAGAGGAGAACAAGGCCUACCGUGGUUUGAGACAUUGGUUGAAGGAAGCCGACUGGGUAAAAUGAAAACAAGCAAAGGAAGAAGAACUGCCGACGAUGGUCAAAUCAAGGUAGAGUGGGAGAUUGUAGAGUGGACUGGUGAAGAAGACGAUGUGCAGCUACCUAUAACUGGAAAGAGAAAGUUGGAUGCUACGAGUCCAGGUGAAGGUUCUCGCAUGGAGGGGCUACAAUAGAUGGAUAGCAUCUGCAAGUUUAUGUCUCUGGGGUAAUUAGUAAAGUACGACCGUAAGGGUUUGAUUUUGGUUAGUAUCGUGGGUUGUAGUCAAGAAAUGAUGUCGUUUAUGGAGAUUUGGGUUUGGGAUGGACACAAAACGAGAGCUUUGCAAGUUCGCAACAGCGUUGUCGAUCCUUACAACAAUCUCUGAAGAGUUAUCUUCUCAUGUCAAACGGGAGUUCGGGGGUUUGUUAAGAAAUGACAUAAUGGGCUGUGCCAAUACUGUACAUGUAAGAUUACCAUACCAAGAAAUGCAAAUAGCUCUUUGCAAUCAAUUAUGAUGUUUCUAUCA